This is a messenger RNA of Oryzias latipes (Japanese medaka), 3982 nucleotides long. It is a transcript of the gene recql5, whose product is annotated as RecQ helicase-like 5. Gene Ontology annotation, molecular function: 3'-5' DNA helicase activity; ATP binding; nucleic acid binding. Gene Ontology annotation, biological process: double-strand break repair via homologous recombination; regulation of DNA-templated transcription. Gene Ontology annotation, cellular component: chromosome; nucleus; cytoplasm. Lineage: Eukaryota; Metazoa; Chordata; Actinopteri; Beloniformes; Adrianichthyidae. The record is from RefSeq and is a predicted model, not a curated record.
GUCGCUUUCACGGUGGCGUCAUCAGCUUGCGACGAUGCAAAGCUUUAACCGACUACUUUAAAGAAAGGGGAAAAAGCGAUGACAAGUUUAAAACAGGCUUUAAAAACACACUUUGGGUUCAAUAAUUUUAGGUCUAAACUGCAGGAAGAUGUCAUCAAAGCAGUCCUCAAAGGUGACAGGGAUGUGUUCGUGUGUAUGCCCACUGGAGCAGGAAAGUCUCUUUGCUAUCAGUUGCCUGCAAUGCUGGCAGAGGGCAUCACUCUGGUCAUUUCCCCGCUGAUCGCCUUAAUCCAGGACCAAGUCAACCAUCUGAAGGAGCUGAACAUCCCCGCCUGUUCCAUCAACUCCAAGCUCAAUGUGGGUGAGCGCCGUCUCAUCCUGGCCGAUCUGGGGAGCAGCAGCCCCAAGCUGAAGCUUCUGUACAUCACUCCAGAGAUGGUGGCUUCCCCCUCAUUCCAGCCUUGCUUGACUGACCUGUGCUCCCGCAGUCUGCUGUCCUACGUGGCUGUGGACGAAGCUCACUGUGUCUCCCAGUGGGGCCAUGAUUUUAGACCAGACUAUCUUAAGCUGGGUGAGCUGCGAGCUCGCAUGCCGGGAGUGCCCUGCUUGGCUUUGACGGCAACGGCGCCCAAGAAUGUCCAAGAAGACAUCGUGAAGUCAUUGAGGCUGAGCUCGCCGCUGUCGUUCGUUACGCCUGUUUUUCGGAGUAAUUUGUACUAUGAUGUAAUCUUCAGGGACCUGCUGCCCAACCCUUAUGUGCACCUUCAUGCCUUCAUUAGGAAGGCUCUGGAAAUGGAGAAUGGCUCAAAUGGACAGGGCUGCGGGAUCGUUUACUGUCGAACCAGAGAAGGCUGUGAAACUGUGGCUUACCAGCUGACUAAGCUUGGCGUCUUGGCCAAACCAUAUCAUGCAGGUUUGAAAGCAGGAGAUCGCACAGAAGCACAGAAUGAGUGGAUGCAGGGGAAGGUGCUGGUCAUCGUUGCUACCAUCAGCUUUGGUAUGGGGGUCGAUAAAGCUAAUGUCAGAUUUGUAGCUCAUUGGAACCUGGCUAAAUCACUGGCUAGUUACUACCAAGAGUCGGGUCGCGCCGGCAGAGACGGCCUCCCCUCCUCAUGUCGCACCUACUACUCUCCCAAAGAUAAGGAGCAAAUAAACUUCCUCAUCCGACAGGAGGUCAACCGAAGACAGGAAAAACGCGGCUCUGCGAAGGAGUCGGAUAAAAGCGCCAUCACUGACUUUGAAGCCAUGGUGCUGUUUUGUGAGCAGGAGAGUUGUCGCCAUGCCUCCAUCUCCAAGUUUUUUGGGAACAAGACGCCAAACUGCGCAGGAGCCUGCGACUUUUGCCGUAACCCCAAGAUGGUGCGGGCGCAGCUGGAGAGAGCGGCCGCACUCAGCACCAGGACCGAGGCGGCCCAGAGCAGCGAACCCAGAGGCGCCUUCGGCUUCCAGCCGAGCCUCUACGGAGGAGGAAAGAAGGGCUACGGCUUUGAAAGGUACGACGAAGAGGAGGGAGGCAGUGGUGAAGAUGAGGGCGCGAAGAGGAAAAAAGAGUUUUCAGAGCUCUUUAAGAAGCAGAUGAAGCUGCGGAAGGGCUCUGACAGUCAAAGUGAAGACUUCGUUCUGCCAGAUCCCGAUUGUCCGCUCAGGGAGGCCAGCAGCGAUAAGAUCCCCAAGCUCACCGUGAAGACCAGAGAGCACUGCCUAUCCCGCCUACAGGAGGCCCUACAAGGCCAGCAGGGGGCAGAAGGUGCAUUUAAUGAUGACAGUCUUUUGCUAGCUGUUGAUAUGGAAUAUGAAAUCUUCAAAAAAAGCAAAUCCUCAAACUUGUACAAAGCAGCCAUCCUAAAACAGGUUUUAGAGAUGAAAGCAACGCCUUCUUCUGAAGCUAAAAAUAAUGGAGCAGACGAGAGCAGGACAUCCAGAGAAGCUGAGAUGAAGCUCAAGGAGGAGGCUUCCUCCUCUUCUUCGUUUACAUAUCCUGCUGAGCUGCAGGGCUUCACCUCUGCGUCUGAGAUGUACUCUAUUAAACGAAAGAGAGUAGGAGCAGGCCAAAGGGGCUCCUCGAACCCCUACGUGACUGCCAGAGAGCUGCUGAAAGCCUCCAUGUCUGACAUCCCCGACAAAGGGACAGAGAGUGGCGGGUUUGUCUGCGACACCUCAGGAGAGUCGGACGCAAAGAAGAUCAGGGAGACCGAAAAAGAGACGAUCUCGCCAUUCGUCCGAGCGCCCGCCGCCGGUGCUUCCACAGUCAGCCCAUCGAAAGGAGGCAGAGGCGUCAGCAAAAAGCAGCAGAAGCUGGCAGAGGCAGCAAAGAGCUCCCACAACAUCUUCCAGUACUUUCAGAAGAAACUGCCAGAGCAGACAAAAUGUGAGGAAGAGGAGACGAAAUGUGAGGAAGAGGAGGCGCCCAAUGAAGCAGAAAGUGCAAUAGUUGAUUCAACAGCUGCGGUUUCUCAGGAAAACGGCUGGCAGCAGCGCUCCCCAAGCAGCCCUGUGGCAUCAGACACUGAGGAAACUAAAACUGAAGUGAUGGUUAUCACUGAUGAUGAAGAGGAGAAACCACUGAAAGUAGUUCAAGAAUCGUCCGGACAGGAUAUGAUUCUUACCUCAGAAAAAAGCCAACCUGAUGAGGAAUCAAAUCCAGAAGAGAUUGAAGCAGACAGGGAGUCGCCUCCACCGCCAAAGCGCAGCCGACUUACCGGCGGAAGCAAAAGAGUGACGUUCAACCCCAACGUGCAGCAUAAAGUCCUGCAGUCGCGCAGCAAAGCGGUGAAGCCCGUGACCCUGAAGGAGGCGGCUGAGGUUGUAGUCCGUUACCUGGACCCCUUGUACACUCAGGGAAAGUUUGCCACCAAGGAGCUAUUCAAGGCGUUUGCUCGCUACUUGUCGCACCUUCUUGCAGAAAAAGUGGGAAAGGAUCAAGUUAAAGCUGAGGCCAAGAAGCUCAUCAAGACCUAUUUCAGCAAAGUCCAGCGAUGUGAGAAUGAGGCGGACUGGGAGCUUCUAAAAGCACCGCACAGCAGGAAAUCCACAGAAAACAAAAAAUAAAGGAAGCUAAAGUCAGUUUUUCAACCUUUUUAACUCAAUGCCUACAUGCCUUUCCAGUUCCUUAGAUGAUGGAUUCUGUCCCAGAUGUCUGCAAGUCAUGUUCUUAUUAAAGUCUAUUUUGUUGCAAGAGUUAUUCCUCCUCAAAAGCAUGGAGUGAGCCACUUAUGAGACAAAUGCUUUGACAGUUUUUCCCCAUUGACAGAAAUGUGUGUGUUGCUGCAUAGUCUAACUUCUGUCAGGUUGGCUUUAAAGCUGGUAGUUUUCUUUUUCUUUUUUAAUGCAGGAAUGAGGCUCCAGCUCUCUGAGGCGGUAUCUGGGACCUUUUACACACUGGACACGCCGGCCAAAAAUAAAACGAGAAGCAAUGAUUCAUCAAAAAGCAAACCGUGCAUUUGGCUCGCUCUAAUGACAGUGCUAGAGAAUAAUUUUUCUCAAGUUUACAUCAAUUGAUCUCAUUUCUAUUCAGAUCUUUGUUUAAAAGCAUUUUUUUGAACAUCUCCUUCAAAAUAAAAGCCCAAACCCUGGGAUCUUUAUUACAAAAUAAAUAUCUAAUUGGUAGUAAAUGAAGUUAAACAUGUACUAAAUAUCAGUUUUAAAGCAGGCAAUUCUGUAUUUGCGCCCUCUCAUCUGUAAAAGUUGCUGCUACAUGUUUUGUUUGCUGAAAAUGUGAAAACAAUUGUGUGAUAUGUACUUACGUUUUUUCUUAAUUUAAGCAUCUUACUUUAAACGUAUGAAAGAAUCCUUAAGGAAUAAAUGGUUUUCUUUAUUUCUUUAUAUUUUUGUAGGUGUAGUGCCUAUGAGGAUUGUGAAACGUCACUUUUCUCAAAGUCAGGAAGAAAUCCAAAGAUUGUCACAGAGGCCUGACUGUACUGUGGUCAAGCUUGACUGUUUGUGUAACAAUAAAUGCAAUAAAAUGAGUGCUGGGUAAAACACA